Molecule: messenger RNA, 3869 nt
Organism: Acipenser ruthenus (sterlet)
Lineage: Eukaryota; Metazoa; Chordata; Actinopteri; Acipenseriformes; Acipenseridae
Product: E3 ubiquitin-protein ligase RNF26-like
Exons: 1
Coding region: 950-2263 (437 amino acids)
Biological process (GO): ubiquitin-dependent protein catabolic process; protein ubiquitination
Molecular function (GO): ubiquitin protein ligase activity
Source: RefSeq, a predicted model, not a curated record
CUGGAAAACUGGAAACGCAGCACGUUCUGCGUUGCUGUACUGUAUAGUACACUUAAGUACAGUACAGUACAGUAUUUUAAGGAUUGUUGCUUCUUAUCUGAAUAAUAUUCUGCCAUAAACGCCCCUUAGCAUUACCUUUUUUGUACUACGUUACAAAGUUUGGGUAAACUUUUGUCCAUUCUGCGGGACUGGGAUAAGACAGCCACACGCAACGGCUUUCUGUGCUCGUCUACUUCUGCCUGGCUGCUCUGUUUGAUUCGCCCAGGCGGUGCUGUGUUCUAUUAAACACGACUGGCGAAACAUGGCGGCGUGCAGGAUGUCGAAACUUUCGGUUACAGUUUCAUCAAAGUUUCACCAGCCUCUGAAAACCUAAACAAACGGAAUCUAAAACUUAGGCCGUUUAUCCUUGAUAGACGCUAACAAUAAGGACGGGGUCUGUUGAAAUCUCAUGGUUCACCGUUUUAGUGAAAGGAGGCUUUAUCGAGUUGUUUUCGAUUCAGAUGCUCCAGUGUUUACAUUCAAACGUAAGCGCAUUUUGAGCAAUUAAUUUUAACGUGCGAGAAACCAAGCCGAUCAACACACAGACAGUGCCAGCUUUAUGCACGGUAAGAUCACAAUACCCCGUUGGAUUUUAAGAAACGGGAUGUAGUUCUGUUUUAAUCAGAAUUUGGAUUCUUUUUGGAUGCCGUUGAAAAUGUGAUGCAGGGGGGGUCAGUGUAGCCUGCCUAUGACAUUCUGGAUGUAAACGAAUAUCAGUGAAACAAGAAGGAGAAACAAUGUGACUGUGUGGCUGUUUGCUAAUGUAGCAGGCAUAUGUGUGUCGUUACAUGUGGGGCCAGACACCAUUACAAUUCAACACAACAUACUGUUCUUACACACAGUACUACAGCGCAGUUUCCAAGACUUUUUGCCCGUUGUCAAAUUUAACAAACAAAACAUACCGACCAUUAUGGGUCUGAUCUAUUUUAUUUUCAACUCCGUAGGGAGAGCCAUAGACUUCCUGUGCUUCAUAUUGGACUUGAAUUUCUGCAUCGUAUCCUCUCUACUCAAUUUCCUGUUCGGCAUCGUUUACUUUGUUUACAGUUUACCCACUCUCCUGACCACGGGGGUGUUUCAGUGCUGGAAUCUAAGCCUGAUUUGUGUGCUCACAACCAUAGACACCAUUCUGGGGGUCGCUCAGGGCUCCUUCAACAUGGUGGGCAGCUGGUUUCGGGUUUUCUGCGGGGUGCCCGAGAGCUUUAAGAUGGUGGGUCACCUUUUCUCCCACGUGCUGCUCAGGACCAAAGAGCUGUUCCACCGGGGGCUGCUGUCCGGGCAUUCCUUCUUCAGACAGAUCUGCGAUGGCUGUGGCAUUGCCCUGAGCCUGAUUGUCUAUUUGGUGAACACUGUCGUCAACAUAUUGCUGAUCGGCACCCAGAACUGUUUCGCCGUGCUGCUGGCUGCUUGGGAGGCAGUGUCGGGGCCGGUGCAAAAAAUCCUGGAGCUCACCCUAGCCCUGUUCAGCUACCUCUCCAGCAGCCUGGUAGGCACUGCCAUCCUGCUGUGGACCCCCUGCCAGCUUGCCCUGGAAUUCCUCCACUCCCUCAGUCAGAUUUUCGUCAACGUCUUCCUGCUGAACUUGUACGGCCUGCUGCUCACGUUGGUCAUCGUUGCCAUGGCCACACUCUAUGUGAACCCGGGACUGGCGCGCAGAGUGGUGGAGCGCACGCUGCGUUAUAUGAGCACCGUGCCUUCGCUCUCCCGUCUGCAGAGGACAGUGCACAGGCUGUACCUGCUGGUCCUGGCGCGGACGCAAGCCGUGCUGCUUUUAGAGAUCUGGCAACGGGCGGUUAGGCGGGGCAGCAGGACUGGGCAAGCAGCUGGAAGUAACAGGGCAGACGCUGGGCCGGUUGAUGCACAAGGACCCCCUGAAGCAGUCCGUGCACCGCUGCCACCACCACCUCCCUUACCACCACCGCAGCCACAGAACCCUGAUACUCCGCCAGGGACCUCCAGCAGAGACAGGCCUCUGAAGAAGCACCUCUGUGGGGACGGGGACAAGGUGGCUCCCCAGACCGAGCUCCUGUCCCUCCUCAAGGAGCACGAGGAGCGGAAGAAGUGCGUCAUCUGCCAGGACAGCGUCAAGACCGUGCUGCUGCUGCCCUGCAGGCACCUGUGCCUGUGCCGUGACUGCACCGACAUCUUCCUGCGGCAGCCGAUCCACCAGCACAACUGCCCGCUCUGCAGACACAUGAUCUUACAGACCAUGGAUGUAUUCCUCUGAGCCUCACUCGAGAGGGGCUCUUCUCAUCGGGGCAAAAUCAGAGGCUGCCACUGCGUAGCGGCUUGAACCAUUCCAGCUUUUUAAUGCAAGCUAGAUUCUUCUGACACAGCUGAGAUGAGCUGUGAUUAAAUGCAAAUCUCAGGGUUACAGAAUAGAUUGGAUGUGAAUACCUUCUGAAUAUGAGUUGUGCAUUGUAUACAUGGUGGGGAAUGAGACUCCCAUUGCAUAGCAGUUAAUAGCCAUCACAUGCUUUACUAUGAGUCCUAGUUGCAUAUCUACAAAAGUUGCAUGUUUUUAUUUAACGAUGCAUUGCCCUGUACAUAUUUCUUACAUAUAUGAUACAUUAUAUAAUGAAACCAAUAACAAACAAAGAAAACACUCCCAUUUAAUUUUAGUUUGCAAAGGUGAGCAAACAUAUAACUAAAACUUCUUAGGAAUGUGAACAAACUGGAAAGCCAGCACAGUCUGCCUUUUUAGUAAAGAAGACUGCAGAGAUCUGUAAACUACAGUAGUAAAGAGUCACCAAAUAUAUUUGCAGUUUCGAACUGAAUUUGAAGGGGGUACGCUGCAGACCUAGGCUGAGUCAGGCAUAACUCAAACUGCUAAAACCUGGACUGGGUGAAACUGCUAUGCAAUAUGAGUCGUAUUGCCAUCCCUGCAGACAGCCUGUGUAACCACAAUGCUUGCUCUGGAGUCCAUCAUGUGAUUGCAUUACUAAAAAAAAAAAAAAAAAGAAGUGGUUGAAACAGAAACCUGGAUUUGGGGUGUACUGAAGGCCCAUGGUUGCAGCUCGCUGAUCAAGUGUAUUUCCUUUAGGUCUCAUUGUUACCAAUGCUGCACACACACACACAGAGAGACUAAUGCAAAUGGGGAUCUUCUUUCCCCUGUGAAAUGCAGGGGUUGUGGUAUCCUGAAGCAGGUGAUUAUACAUCAGCAAUCUCUUUACUGACAUUGACGUGUGGUGAAAUGGGUCAUUUUGUGACUGGGCCAUUCCAUUAAAUAUUGGCACAUUGUUACACUGAUAAGUCAUCUAUCAGACUAAUGGCAAGCCAAGGAUGAACAUGUGUCUGUCCUAAUACACAGACAUCAUAUAAAGUCUUGUGCUUGCCAGUAGUUUGAUGCUAGAGUAGCUUCCUUAUUUAAAGUUUGUUUUUCACCCCGUACAUUUUUACGGUGUUUGCAAUCAUUCAGAGGGGUAUUAUUGCAGUUACGCUAAUGCUGUGGAGGUUUUCUUUCUUAAUUUCUUAAUAAGUCAGUUUAAAUUUCCUUCCCCUGAGUUUAGGAGCUGUUCUGUUAUAGAUAUAUGUAACAGUUUAACAUAGAGUUAUAAAAACAGAAAGCUUAUGUGAGUCAUUUCAGUAUAACCCAAUCAGAAUCACUGCGAACAUCACGUUUGAGAAUAAUACAAAUAAUCAUUUAAAGCUACUUUUUCUUUUAAUGACUUCUCCAAUGCGAGAAAUAUUUUCAGAGGAUGGCUUUAAGGGGAAGACAGUAUUACUCCUGUUCCAACACAUGGCUUAAAACAAACAAGGACAUUAUAUCUGUGUUGUUAUUUAUCAUUAGGAUUAAUGUUUCCCCUCCAAAGUGUUUAAUUCACACUUAGUAA